This is a messenger RNA of Gossypium raimondii (Peruvian cotton), 1270 nucleotides long. RefSeq lists its product as uncharacterized. Bases 225 to 869 code for a protein of 214 amino acids. The transcript has 7 exons. The record is from RefSeq and is a predicted model, not a curated record. Lineage: Eukaryota; Viridiplantae; Streptophyta; Magnoliopsida; Malvales; Malvaceae.
AGUGUCUCAACCCUUUCUCCGGUACUAGAGAGGGUAUCAAAUCCAAUGGCGGUGAAAAAGAAGAAAAAUAUAUAUUUAAUUUUCUGCGUAAAAAUUAAAAGAAAAUAUAGGGAAAAAGAACAGGAGAAACACUAACCAUGCGAUUAGGGUUUGGGAUUGAAAUUGAAGCGAAGCGAAGGGAUUGUUGAAAUUCGGAUUAUUGGAAAUUGGGGAAUUGGACAGAAAUGGGAAGCGAAGACGCUGACAGUGAUAAGAGUAAGCAAUGGUCGUCUCCAAACAGGGCUUAUAAAGGGAAGGAGGAAGACCCCAAACUUUGGGGACUUUUCCUCUUUGGUUUAAUUGGCGCCACUGCCACCACUUUCGCUGUUAGUCAGCUGAGAAGAUCUGUUGAUUGGAUGUUGGCUCAGUUAGCCAGGUCUCAAUCAUCUCAAAGGGGAGGUUCUUUUCGAACAUCCUUUCAGGAGGAAGCAUGGAGAAGGUACAACCGUCGACUGCAAGAAGAGUACGAGGAAGAAAUGGAGAGAGUGGAGCGGAUAAGGCGCAUGCAAAGUGUGUUUAACAGGGAGCGAAAUAAGUACAGAAGGAGCUACGAGAGCUGGAGGGAAAAUGGUCCUGGUGCUUAUCAUCAGCACUACCAGAGAGAUGACUGGUAUUGGAAGGCUGAAGCACAAUUUAGGGAUCAAAGAACCAAUUUCAGGCAACCUCAAAGAGAUAGUGCAAGCUAUCCAUUAUCACAUCAUUACUCGGUUUUAGGUCUUGACAGGUCCAGAACCCAACCAUAUACAGAAGAUGAGAUUAAGACAGCAUUCAGGGCGAAGGCAAAACAGUUCCACCCAGAUCAGAACCAGAACAAUAAAGGUGAGAUGUGAUGCGUCUGAUGUGGAAGCUGCAGAGGCAAAAUUUAAAGAGGUAAUGACCUCCUACGAGGCGAUAAAGCAGGAGAGGAAGAACAUGAGGGCAUAAAUUAAAAACCUGGUUAUUUGUCUAGAAGAGUUGGGAAAUGAAGUGUAAUAAUAGGGGAUGUAGAAAUUCAAAACCCUAUACUUCUACCUCGACUUCACUGUUGAAGAGUUCAUACCCACCUGUCAUCACUGCCGAUCAACUUUAAAAAAAAAAAAAAACUGAGUUCAUACUGAGGCUGUAGUUGUAGGCAUCUUGCAAGAGAUGAAUAAUUUGAUAAAGGAAAAAACAAUAUUGAUACGGAGUUAAUCUCAAAGUUAAUUCUAAUUUCUUUAAGUAAUAGCAUAUAUCCUCAUUAAUUGAUUUGUCC